AUGCUAAUCGCACCCAACCUUAUGGCACUGUUAGGCACAGUUAGCUCUGGCACUGACAUAACGUGCAUAAGACUGGUGUCCCUCAACGUACCGGCGCGGGUCAAGAAGGGCAGUUCCGUGCAGUUGUCGUGUUUGUAUGACUUGGGAAACGCGUCGUUAUAUUCGUUGAAAUGGUUUUAUAGGAAUCAUAAGAAUCCUGAGGAACAGGAGUUCUUU
Messenger RNA from Oppiella nova, 216 nucleotides. The record is from the annotation of a GenBank genome assembly. Lineage: Eukaryota; Metazoa; Arthropoda; Arachnida; Sarcoptiformes; Oppiidae.